UCUCCCUGUUUUCUCACGCACGCAUGCUCUCUUCCUCUCUCUGUUUUCUCUCACGCACGCUCUCUACCUCUCUCAGCUCUCCUUCGAUAAUCGAAACACUCUCUCUGUUCUCAGUCACGGUUGUCACGCACACGUGCUAUCUUUGCUCUUGCUUCCCAAGUCUCCGUUGAAGCUCUCUGCCUCUCUCUGCUGUCUGCACGCACGCAACGAGGGUUUGGGUUUUCUGAUUCUCAAACACUCAAAAGGUAAUGCUUUCUCACUUCUCAGUUUCCCUCCCUGAAUUUUCUUAAUUUGUAUUGGGUUUUUUGAAUUCUGAUUCUGGAAAAGGGUUUGGGUUCUUGUUCUACCAAUAUUCUUGUUGUUUGUUCUACCAAGAUUCUUUUUCUAGGGUUUGAUAGAAGUGGAACAUAAAAGGAAUGUUGAUGAGGAAAUUGAAAUUGAUAUAUCUGUGGUGUGGAAAUUGAAAUUGAUAUCUCUAUUGAAAGUUGUGACUGCGGGUUCCCCUUCGGUUUCCAUAUUUUGGCAAAAUUGAAAUUGAAUUGAUAUCUUCUAUUUUUCUUGUAUAGGCAGUUUUGUUUGAGGGUAUUAAAGUUGUUGAUUAUGAAUUGUUGGAAAUAGAUCCAGGAAUUUGGCCUCCAAUUUCAAGCUAUCAUCCUGACAUUCAAAAUGAUAAAGGAAAGCUUAUUUAAAAAUAGGUCUUCAUCAACCUCCUCACAAUUUUAUUUACCCUUGGACUGAACAAGAUAAUCAAAGACGUAGAUUUUGCAAAAAUUGGUUUGAUUUGUAUGAUUGGAUUGAUUAUAGUGAAUCUAAGGACCAAGCAUUUUGUUUGUUAUGUUUUUUGUUUAAGAAUGUCUCUAAAUACGGAGGAGAUCACUUUAUGACAGAGGGGUUUGGUGAUUGGAAGAAUUCUCAAUGAUUUCCUAGUUAUGCUACUUCUUCCAAUACUCAUCUUGAUUGUGUGCAUAUAAGUUACGAUCUCAUGAACCCAAACCAAAGUAUUAAGGUUGCAUUUGUUAAUCAAACUAAACAAAUGAAUUCUGAAUAUCGUGUUCGUGUAAACACAUCUCUUAUAGCUACUAUGUUUCUUUUGAGGUGUGGUAUGCCAUUUAGAGUGAGUGACGUGUCCUUUAACUCUUUAUUUAAGGGGCCAUUUCUUGAGUUGGUGGACACUCUAAAGGAAAUUAACCCAGAGAUAGCUAAUGUAAUAAAUUGUGUUUCGGGAAAUAACUUUAUGACUGCCCCUAAGAUUCAAAAGGAUCUUGCUACUGUUUGUGCAUGUGAAAUAACUCAACAAAUUGUAUGUGAUAUUGCGGAUGAUGUGUUUUGUGUUUUGAUUGAUGAACCUGGUGAUGUUGCUGGUAAAGAACAAAUGGUUGUUGUUAUUCGCUAUGUUAAUAGUGAAGGUUUGGUAAAAGAAAGGUUUCCUAGGAUUGUUAGUGUUAAAGAAACAAGUGCUAAGUCACUUAAGGAGUUGUUGUCUAUUAAUGACUUGAGUUUAUCUAGCAUAAGGGGGCAAGGAUAUGAUGGAGCUAGCAAUAUGCGAGGUAAGAUUGGUGGUUUGAGAACUUUAAUUUAAAAUGAAAAUCCAUCCACUUAUUAUGUGCAUUGUUUUGCCCAUCAACUUCAAUUGGCACUUGUUGCAUGUGCUAAGACUCACAAAGAUGUUAGUGUUUUAUUCAGGAAGGUCAGAAUGCUUGUAUACUUUCAUACGGUCUUUUAACAAGAGACAAAAAUUGCUUCGGGACAAAAAAGUAUCUCAAUUUGCUAAAUUGAUUGUAGAGGGUCAGAUAGAGACUGGUAGUGGAUUAGAUCAAGAAUCGUCUAUUGCUAGAGCGGGUCAUAUUUUGUU
Messenger RNA from Lotus japonicus, 1852 nucleotides. RefSeq lists its product as uncharacterized. The record is from RefSeq and is a predicted model, not a curated record. The transcript has a single exon. Bases 983 to 1579 code for a protein of 198 amino acids. Lineage: Eukaryota; Viridiplantae; Streptophyta; Magnoliopsida; Fabales; Fabaceae.